Molecule: messenger RNA, 2480 nt
Organism: Apodemus sylvaticus (European woodmouse)
Lineage: Eukaryota; Metazoa; Chordata; Mammalia; Rodentia; Muridae
Gene: Tdrp
Product: testis development related protein
Exons: 4
Coding region: 169-717 (182 amino acids)
Biological process (GO): spermatogenesis
Cellular component (GO): cytosol; nucleus
Source: RefSeq, a predicted model, not a curated record
GUGAGCGGAGGGCCGGGAGUUGAGGGGCCGCCGGUGAGAAAUGUCACGUGGUUUUGGUGCGCCCGGGUUCUCGGUCCCUUGUCCUCCGCUCCGUCCCAGCGCCGCGGCAGGCCGGGCGUCCUCCCUCAGUCCGGGAGCGACGCUGCGCCGAGCGGUCGAGCACCCGAGAUGUGGAAGCUGAGCCGAAAUCGAGUGCUUCUGGACGAGCCCCCCGAGGAAGAGGACGUGCUGCGAGGGGCACCGCCGGCAUCAGCAGCCGCCCCGGCGCCGGGAGCAAGUCUCAGAGGUUGGAAAGAAGCAACUUCUCUGUUUAAUAAAGAUGACGAAGAACAUUUACUCGAAACAUCCAGAUCUCCCAAGUCCAAAGGAACUAACCUACGACUGAAAGAAGAACUGAAGGCAGAGAAGAAAUCAGGAUUUUGGGAUACCUUGGUUUUGAAACAGAAUGCUCAGCCUAAAAAACCAGAUCAGAUCGAAGGUUGGGAGCCUCCUAGACUUACUGCUGAAGACGUGGCCGCUGACCACUCCGAGGAUGGUGUAGGUGCCUGCCCGCCCUGGUCUGCCUGGGAGGACGAUACCAAGGGCUCCACCAAGUACACCAGCCUCGCCAACUCGGCCAGCAGCUCCCGCUGGAGCCUCCGGUCAGCGGGGAAGCUGGUCAGCAUCAGGCGACAGAGCAAAGGCCACCUGACAGAAACCUGUGAAGAAGUAGAGUGAACUGAAGGCGCCUCACGGGACAUCACAUUGCUUUUACGGCCGGCCAAGCCCUCCAGCCGCCCACUAGUGCACCAUUAAUUCUUGAGCCCUCUCAUAGCCCAGGGAAGGAACCCACUGAGCUGCUUGUCUCGUGCUCAGUGACGCGCACACCAUGGCUUCCUGGUAACAUCUCGUUGCCUUGCUGCAGAAACAUCCACCCACUGGGUGUGUGUGCUGAGCGGAUGUGUGCUUCGUAGACACUGUCCUGUGAGCCAGUCUCCUCUGAGGUUCAUGCCAGCCUCAGACACUUGGGUCUUUAGGACGUCCCCACCUUGUCCCUGCAUGCGACCUGAGUGCUGCAGCUAACUGAACGUGGCCUCUGUGGCACCCUUCUUUCUCCCUUUGUCAGAAUACAAGAAGCAUCUUCCAAAGGUUACAGUUAUUCAGUUUAACAAUAGGUUCAUUUUUCCUUAUUAAGUUAAAAACAAAGCAAAACCUAGAUGCUAGAAGCAAGGUGGUUUGAGGUAGGGUGUCCGGACAUCUCAAGGGGCGCAGCUGCUGAGGAGGAGCGGCCUGCAGUGUGGGCCUGGGCGGCACCGAGUUCUUUUAUGAAAUUUUAUUUUUACUUUUGAACGUUUAAAUACAGAAUUUUAUUUUCUUCAAAAAGAAAUGUUGAUUUUAAACUUAAAGAUGAGAGAAAUGCUAGGAAUAAAUUUUAGCUACCCAAUAAUCUUAAUUUUGCUCACAAAACAUUAACUUGCUCACUGUAGAGCUAAACUGUAGAUAAAACACUGAAGUGCCUCGUUUCUAUUCUUCUCAGAUAUUUAGUUUUUCAAAAUGUGAAACUUUUAUGAUUGCUGUAAGAAGUGUAUCUCCCCCCGCUCUGCCUGCCUGCCACUGCUGACUGUCCUCGGGUAUGGCCCGUGUUGGCAGGGUUGUGCCCUCUGUGGGGACAUUCAGGUGGUCCACGUUUGUCUUGUUUCCCAGUUACAGUGCCUGGACAGGGGAGCGGUGUUUCUCUUUGUUUUGGUGAAGAAUUAAAGGCCUCCAGCCUCACUGUCCUUGAGUCUCCGUAGUGUAAGCUCUGUGCUUUGUGUACCUGGGUGUCCCACGCAAUGUUCUGUGGCACAGCUGAGUGGCCCAGGUUUGCUAGAUCUACCUGUCAUCCACAGCUUCCUGUCUGUCCACCUUGCCAGCGACCCGUGCCCAUCCACCGGCCACACAGCAGUCUAUCCACCCAUAAACCGAGCUGUUAAUCUUUUAAAAAUGGAACAAUAAGUUCACUUAAUGAGCUUUGAGAGGAGGGUUCAAGUAAAAAAUUAAGACCUGGAAGCUGUGAAAUUAUGAAGAUUUUGAUUCAUAAUGCAAAGUCUGUAAUUUUUACGCUAACAUGUGAGUGUGAAAAUCUUUCAGUAUCCUCAGGUAAGCAGCUGAGUGCAUGAGCCCUGUCUCUUGUCUUCAGAACGUUGUAACUGCAGGGUAGGACAGAAGAGCAGGCUCAUGCUGGCGCCCACAGCACGAACCCACUGGUGUGUUUGGCUAACCGCCUGUGGCACAGGAACACAAACCCAGCCCUGAGAAUGUAGAGAGCAUGCCCUUGGACACACAGCCUCCGUGAUCUCUGGGCCGAGUGCUGAGUGCCUGCGGCUCACUGUGCCCAUGGUGACACAGGGACCUUUACCGUCUCCUCUCAGGAGGCGAAGAUGCACUGUAAACCAGAAAGAGUGAUUACAAAGGAUUAUUUUUCUUCUGUUGUAUCAAAUUAAAAUAUCUUGUGUUCGAGA